Messenger RNA from Drosophila kikkawai, 805 nucleotides. RefSeq names its product exosome complex component Rrp46 (gene Rrp46). Lineage: Eukaryota; Metazoa; Arthropoda; Insecta; Diptera; Drosophilidae. The record is from RefSeq and is a predicted model, not a curated record. Gene Ontology annotation, biological process: rRNA catabolic process; U4 snRNA 3'-end processing; poly(A)-dependent snoRNA 3'-end processing. Gene Ontology annotation, cellular component: nuclear exosome (RNase complex); cytoplasmic exosome (RNase complex); nucleolus.
UUCCCACGCGCACGUUGUUUUUCUUGAAAUUAAACAAAAUAAAAUGAAUUUACCGGAGAAAAUGGACGUGCCCAAGGAUCAGCUGCGUCAGAUGAACUGCGAGUUCAAUCCUUUGUCCCGCUGCGAUGGCUCUGUGAUGUACACCCAGGGUGCCACAGUGGUUAUAGCCGCCGUGCUGGGACCCAUCGAGGUGAAGACCCAGAACCUGAGCAUAGAUGGCAGCUACCUGGAGUGCAAUUAUCGGCCCAAGGCGGGUCUUCCUCAGGUGAAGGAGCGCAUUCGAGAGGCGACCAUUCGGGAUGUCCUGGAAUUGGCGCUCCUGGCCGAGGCCCAUCCGCAUGCCAAGAUGUCGGUGCAGGUGCAGGAGCUAGAGGAUCGUGGCAGUAUCGACGCCUGUGCCGUGAAUUCCGCCUGCCUAGCCAUGCUCAUUGGUGGCCUGCCCCUAAAAUUUAGCUUUGCGGCGGUGCACUGCAUUAUCAACGAUCAGGGAGAUUAUGUCCUGGAUCCAGACCAGAGUGAGACCUUCCACCAACGCGCCAGCUUCACAUUCGCCUUUGAUUCCGUCGACGGAGACCUGUUGCUGGUGCAGACCAAGGGAUCCUUUAAAAUAGCCCAGUUCAAUGACAUCGAGUGCCUGUGCCGGGCUGCGAGUGCGCAGAUCUUUCAGUUCUAUCGCAGCCAGAUAGCCAAGUACCACGGCCGGAGCGAAGCGAUAGCGGAAAAGGUGAAGGAGCAGCCGGAAGCAAUGGAGGCGUGAGGAAAACCACAGAAUAAGUUACGAUUAAAGUUUGAUUUAUUGCGUAAA